Molecule: messenger RNA, 1513 nt
Organism: Daphnia pulex (common water flea)
Lineage: Eukaryota; Metazoa; Arthropoda; Branchiopoda; Diplostraca; Daphniidae
Product: 26S proteasome non-ATPase regulatory subunit 10-like
Exons: 7
Coding region: 594-1277 (227 amino acids)
Biological process (GO): positive regulation of transcription by RNA polymerase II
Cellular component (GO): nucleus
Molecular function (GO): transcription cis-regulatory region binding; protein binding
Source: RefSeq, a predicted model, not a curated record
ACUUUCCAACAAUGUUAACACAAUGAAAUCCGUAAAGUUUUUCAUCAGUAUUGACUCGUGAUCCUACUGUAGAAUUUCCAUCACGUAACACCCCAAAUUCUCUUCUUUCUCUACGAAUGCCACGUGUUUCAUCUCUUGUUUACUAUUCGGUGCUUACGUUUUAUCAUUCUUUGUGAAACUGCGUUUUUGAACAAAUACUUCUUCUAUUUAAAGCCUAGAAAUAACUCGUGCUAAACUAUGACGUCAUCCUUGUACGACAAUGAUAGAAGUGUGUUCUCGUUUUGCUGUACAGUUCCAACUUGUGCAAAACAUGGGUCGUUGCUACCGAGAAAAUUCUUGAAAGUAAAACAGUAUUAGCUAGUGCAUUUAUUGGCGAGUUACACCCACUCUGCGAGCCAAAUACGCCAUUUCUAAACAGAACUUGGGUGCAGGGUUGUAAACUUAUGACAUGCUCAUGACAACAAAACUAAAAAAGAUCAAAUGGUGGCCAAAUUUUGGCACGUUGAAAAAUGAAAUUACGUGACGUGAAAACUUCUUAAGGCUUUCCGACCGUGAAUUACUUUAAAAUCACACCGCAAAAACCAUUGAAAGCUAUGUUUGAUUCGGCAAUUUUUCUGGUAUUUUCUCUUUCUUCGUCGUUGAUUGCUGCUGUUGUCCUUUAUGACCUAUAUCGCCGCCAGAAAAAGCAUUCUGAUCAAGAAAAAGAAGACCUUGAUCUUGUUUGCUACUUAGCAAAGUUCCCAUUUGAGAUGAAUAACGAAGAUCGUUGUGUGGCUCUAAUGAAAAAGCAUCAGAUUUCUCCUAAUGCACCGAGUAGCAAUUUGCAGCGUUCCCAUAUAACACCUUUUUUGUCAGCUUGCUUUGGAGGAUCGUUUAAACUCAUUCAGUUCAUGCUAGAAUUCGGAGCGGAUAACGAAUUCUACAAUCUUAACGGAGAUGGUGCCCUUUACAUGGCUAUCUACGGAAUCGCGUGUCGCCUUCAAUCUGCUCAGUGUGCUCAAAAACGAAGCAGCGAAAUUCAGCGUGGUGUUCUUAUAAUAGACUGCCUCACAAAUCUAGGAUGCGAUGUAAACUCAAGGAACGAAUUUGGUUUCACUCCUUUACACUGGGCUGCUACAACAGGCGAGAAAUGGCUAGUUGAUCAUCUUUUGAAAAGAGGAGCUGAUCCAUUCAUUUUGACUACUCACAGUAAAGCUCCACCUUCUGCUUUUGCUUCAGAGAAGAAACACGUCCAAAUGCUAUUGAAAGAGGCGGAGAACGUACACCGAUCAUUCUAAUUUGACUUCCGUGUAUCUAACGCCAGUAACUGUAUUACAGAUGUAUCAUACAUACACACUGUACUGUACACGAAAAAAGACCAAACACCCAAACAUGGUGAAACUGAAAUUCUGAUCGACAAAAUGUAAUAAUUGGAGUAUGAUUAUUAGUCAAGAAGAUGUGGAGAAGGGAGCAACAGAAUACAGUGUACAAAGUGCUCUAAAAGGAAAUAUGUCACUGACAUUUCAAUGGAAAG